Molecule: messenger RNA, 5607 nt
Organism: Eriocheir sinensis (Chinese mitten crab)
Lineage: Eukaryota; Metazoa; Arthropoda; Malacostraca; Decapoda; Varunidae
Exons: 8
Coding region: 1389-4442 (1017 amino acids)
Biological process (GO): regulation of transcription by RNA polymerase II
Cellular component (GO): nucleus
Molecular function (GO): sequence-specific DNA binding; DNA-binding transcription factor activity, RNA polymerase II-specific
Source: RefSeq, a predicted model, not a curated record
GGCGGGACGACCGGCGCGGGGCAGCGUGCACCCUUCCGGCGGCUGGCAGGGGCGGCGGGGACUGGCGAUCCUUGGCCUGGACAUGUUAAUAGGCCGGCCUGGAGGUGCACCUUGUGGAGGGGAUCUUUACGGGCGUUAAUGUUGGCGCCUGGCUCAGGGUGAUCAAUAAGUUGGUUGGUUUGUUGCACAGUUCUUAUGCGCCGAUUGAGAAGAUGGAAUCACCGAGCAGAUCAAUGUUACCAUGGCAACGCGUGAUCAAUAGCCGGGCGGCAGCACCGGCGCAGGCCACGGGGCCCCGCGCGGCGAUGUGCGCCGUGCGGCGGGCGGCACAAGGGCCAAAGUCCCCGUGUAAGCGCGGCACUUGGCGGGCCGUGCUCCGCCUGGCAAAGUGGUGUUUGGCACUGCCGGGCUGACGGGCGCGCGACGCGGCGGGCGGCGCGGGGCGCGGCGCUGUGGCCGGCGUGCACAAGGGUGGUUUUAGCAGAGCAGGGUGGGGGGAUGCGCCCCCGGUGCGCGCGGCGGCGGCGGGAGUGAGUGUAACUAUUAGUAGUGUGGUUCUCGCCAGCAGCACACUCCCGUGCCCGCCUCCACCGCGAACACUAGCGCUCCGCAGCCAGAGCCGCGCACGCCUCCACCUGCAGCUCACCUUAAUAAAUAUCCCUCUAUGCCAGAACCCACUGAUAGCACGCCUGCCCCGGGGCCUCGCCGCACCCCCGCGGGGAGCCAUGAACCUCUGCACACUCAUAAGUCACUAGUAGUGAGGAGAUAGUGAGUCUGUCCCUGCCUGGUGGGACUUAGUCUCUGAGCUCUGAUUGUCGCGGCCCGCCGCUGCUCCGCCGCUGUCCGCCGCGGGCCAGGCCGAGCAGCAGCACCUGCUGCAGGGCAGGAGCGGCCGCCGCGGGCGAGGCUCGCUGGCAGCCGCGGGCCACCAUUCCUCGUGCAGCGGCCCCGGCCUGCGGCGCCUCUCAGACCCAGUGUGGCAGCGACUCACGUCCCCGCGGCGGUGUGUGUUUCAAGUCCCCGUGGCCGCGGCCCUCGCGCUGGCCCCCGCCGUGCCCCAGUGGCCCCAGGUGCUCUAGCUGCCCCGCUGCCCGCCACCAGCGUGGAUACAGCCUGCACGCCAGGGACCGUUGGGUGCCAAUCCGCCGCCCGUGCCGGACAGUGCCUGUGACUGUGACGGAGUGAGGCGGCGGCGGGUGGCGGCGAGAGCAAGCCAGCAGCAGCAACGGCCCCGGCGUGUGGCGUGUGGCGUGUGUGGUGCCGCCCGGCGCCCGUAUGGACCCGCCACGUGAUGGGCACCACACCCACGGACACACUGGACCCGGCCCCGCCCAGCCGCCCGUAGCCCUGCAGCCUCCUCCACCCUAGCCAUCACAAAGGUGUUUACUAUGUCUGAACAAGAGAACAGCAGAAGUCCACAGAGCGGCAUUGUUCUGGCCGGGGCGAGCGCCGAGGCACCCCAACAGGACCACGAGCCUCCGGGGGCCAGCUCCUGCACCAACGAGAACAGCAGUGCCGCCCCAGACUCUGGCAUGGGCAAUAAUGUCUUCUCAUCCCUGGAGAAACCUGGCGAUAAAUCCGAGGGCAGCAUGGGGGAGGGGGGAGACGGGGGGGAGAGUGGCAUUGAGGUCAAGGUGGACUGUGAGGAACAAGGAGAGUCAGGAGUGUGUGCAGAAACCCAAAGUGACCUCUUGUGCCCCCUGAAGGUCAUGCGUCCUGACAUGAAGGAGGAUAAAGUGCCUAGUGACAGUGUGAGCCCUAGUGCUGAGGUGAGUGACAUGGGUGCCUCGGAGGGGAAGGCAGGGAGAGACGAGAGUGAGAUGGAGGCGAGUGUUGUAUCGAGCAAUGCACAGGACGAUGAGAGGCUGAACGGUGACUCUCAAGGCUGUUGUGAUGCUUCCGACGGCUGUACGGAAACACUAGCCAGGGCGGAAGAAGAAAAACAAGGCUGUGAAGGGGAGGAAAAGAACGAAAUCCCAGAAAUCGAGGAAAACACCCUUGAACCCAGCAAUACAGAACCCAGUGAGGUAGUCAGGGAGGAGGAGGAGGAGGAGGAGGAGGAGGAGACUGGUGACAGAGACAGAGAGACGGAGACUACGGAGGACCUAGAUAGAGAGGAGGAGACUAUGAACGGCACUGUAGAGGAGAAUGGGGCAAGCGAACCAGUGCCAAGUGUGCUGGAAUGCGAGGCACCACCCAUACCAACGCAGAACGGCAAUGUGGAGAUCGAGGAAGGGAAUGCCAGGGAGGUGGAGUGCCCGCAAAUUGACCCGACGAGAGAUACCGAUUCCGAGGCUGGGGAUUCUGUCUGCAGCGAGGAUGGGGAGCACGGGGAAGUGUGCCGAGGAGGGGGAGGCUGCCCGCAUCAAGAAGCCGAGGCAGGAUGGGAGUACGUGGUGGAUGAGGAGUUUAACGUCCCCCGUCGGCCAGUCUUCAACGGAGCAGCCGAUCACCUUGAAAGAAGAAGCAGUCUAAAGCGACGAGCCAGCGAGGAGUCCGAGGACUCCAAGCCGGCCAAGUGCAGACGUGGGAUCCAGUUUGAGGGCGUGACGGUCUUCUACUUCCCCCGGUCGCAAGGCUUCACAUGCGUCCCAUCGCAGGGUGGCUCCUCGCUGGGCAUGUCGCGCCGCCACUCCCACAUCCGGCAGUUCUCCCUGGCCGAGCACGCCGUGGAGCAGCGACGAGCGCACCGCGAGCACCUCAUGCGCUUACGACAGCAGCGCUCUGCCAGGGAGCACGGUGAGAGCAGCAGCCGUGGCAGCAGCUCCGAGGACAGCGAGGAGAACAGUGAGGAGGCCAGCGACCUCUCCGACUCCGAGCUGGAUGCCGACUCUUACUACUUCCUGCAGCCCGGCUGUGCCUCCCCCCAGCCGCUGCCCAUCCGCCAGCGCCGGACCUUGCUGCGGCAGGCUGGCAUCUGCCACAUUGAGGGCGUGGAGAAGGAGGAGUGCAAGGACAUCAGGAUUUCCCGGGAGAUGUGCGGGUGCCAGUGCAAGGCUUACUGUGACCCCGACACCUGCCAGUGCUCCCAGGCGGGCAUCAAGUGCCAGGUGGACCGCCACAACUUCCCGUGCGGGUGUUCCCGCGAGGGCUGCGGCAACACCUACGGCCGGAUAGAGUUUAACCCCAUCCGUGUGCGCACCCACUUCAUCCACACCCUCAUGAGGCUGGAGAUAGAGAAGCGGCAGAACCAGCAGCAGCAGCAGCAACAGCAGCAGCAACAACAACAGCAACAGCAACAGCAACAGCAACAGCAGCAGCACCAGCAGCAACACCAGCAGCAGCAGCAGCAGGAGUGGCAGCAGCAGCAGCGGGCCAAGUGGUUGGCCUCGCCGUCGGUGCCCAGCAACGGGUACAACAGCGGCGGCGGCGGCGGCGGCGCCCUGGGCAGCGGCAAUCUUCCCUUCUUCGAGGGCGGCCGGGACGUGGGCUCGCUGGCCGUCGCCGACGUCUCCAAGUUCAACUCUUCUGUCGAGAUGUCCCCGUGUGUGGGCGCCAUGGGCACGCCACUCUACCCACACUUUGAGUCCCGCCAAAUGCUGGGUCCCGCCUCCCCAGCCUCAGUCUACAUCCAGCAUGACACAGUAGGGGACUACAACUCUGGCACAUGCUCUGUCUUUGCUGGCCUGGGCUCCCACUUUGACCCGUCAGCCCCAUAUGGGUCAUGCCACACCUUCCCCUCCUCUAGUGUGGUGGCCCCGCAAGUGGUGGCCCCCCAGGUGGUGGCCCCACAGGUGGUGGCCCCCCAGGUGGUGGCCCCCCAGGUGCAGCCUCAAGUACCCCCUCCCCAGGCCACCCCAGAGGUCUACAACUCUCUCUCCAAGUUCACCAACACCUCCAGCCUCGUGUCCUCCUCCUUCCCCUACUCUGGUGCUGUGGCUCCACCCGCUGUGCCCUCUGCCCCUGUGAGCUGCUCCUACACCCAGAACACCUUCUGUAUGGCCGGGGUGCACGACGGGGCGGCCCCGGCAGUGUUUGGCCAGUACCCCGACCCCGGCACCUCGGCCCAGAGUCUGUUCAAGGGGGGCGUGAGUGACUGUGCAGAUUUCCAACCUACUUUUGAGGCUGUCUCUUCCUCCUCCCCCGGCCCCGCAGACAAGUCCGGCAGGUUCCUGGGGCCCGCCAAGGCCUGCACCGACUACCCCAUGCAGGCCACCGCCGCCGCUGCCGUCGUGGACUGUCCUGCUGGGGUGGAGGACACCUACGAGAUGGACAUCCCCGCCUCCCCCCCGGCCCUGGCAGCUGAGGAAGUCGGCCGGCCAGAGCCCCACCUCCCCGCCCACAGCGCCGCCAGCCCGGCACACAGGGGGUUUGAUGCCAGCCUCUUGAGCUCUUCCAGCGCCGACUCUGGCAUUGCGGCAAGCAGUGAAGAGACCAGUGAGGCCGCCGAGAACCUAGGAGAGAUUGUCAAGAAGUCCAUGGUGGAGACUGUGUCGGCCUGAGGGGGCAGCCGAGACGCCCCACAGUGAGAACAUGCCCGUGUGUCGCCAGGCAAGUGUGGACCCUUGGACGGCCUGUGACAGUGACUAGCCUGGCACAGACCCUCCCAGCGCCUGUGAGGGAGAAACAGUGAUGGAGCGACUCUGUGAGGCCGAGAACAGUGCGGCCGCUCAGUGUACCGCUGUGCAGGGACGAGCAGGGCGAGGUGCACCACAAGGCCGCCGGGGAACAGUGGGUCUUGUACAAGUAUAUAUUUAUAGACCUCUUUUAUUACUUUUUUACGUUACAUAACACUGGCUUGUGUAGGUCCAGCGCACCAGCUUUAUCCUGCUAUUUAUUCAGGGGCCAAUAGCAACCCAGUUCUUGAAUACCGCUGUCACCUUCCGUUAAACUAAGGCGUGUCUGCCCGUGCCCGGUGUGGGGGAGUAACACCUCGGAAAUGUAUGCACGUUUCCGCUGAGUUUCUCUGAUUUUGGUGAUUUGUAAAAGUAAGGACACAGCAAAACCCAUUAUUCCCGCCGAACCAAAUUAUAAUAAGUUGCUCAAUCUGGAACACUACCACAGGGUCACAACCUCCAACACUCUGGCACCACUUGAGGCACCCGGCUUAGCGGCAUUACCUUGAGGAUGCCCGACACCCUGAGGCAGCGGCAGCAGGCGGCGAUAUAUGUGUGUGUGUGUGUGUGUGUGUGUGUGUGUGUGUGUGUGUGUGUGUGUGUGUGUGUAUCUCAGUAUGUGUGUGUGUGUGUCAGUGAGGAAAGCAGCUAAGUGUGUGUGUGUGUGUGUGUGUGUGUCGCCCUGCCUUCAGCUCUGCCCCGCCCCUUUGCCUUCCUUCCCCCAAGCAGAAAGGAUGUCCCCCCCCCCUCCCCCCCUCCCCCCUUUGUCUCCCCCAUUCCGUAGAAGAGACCGCUGCGCUUCAUCCUGUACAAACCCUGCUUCAGCCUGGCCCCUCAGCCGCCCCGCCCCACAGCCCCCGACCGCCGGCCAGGCAUCGGGGGCUGUGGAGGGGUGCCGCCUGUAGGGGCCCCGCGACAACCAACACAAAACUGUUUAUAAUAUGAUAUACCGUCAAGGCAUUCGGUGUAUUGUGUAUAUUAAGCUCUUCUCAGAAAGUGCAAUUUUUUAUGUGAAAUGAUUUCUAAAAUAUAUUGUUUAAUAUUUGUUUAA